AGAGACCGUUCCUCGAUAAUCGUUCAUCUAAACUCACACUCCAAAACACACUCUGUUUACAGUCAUGUCGAAAACGACGCAUCUACACUCGUCCUUCUCUAUCAACAUUCCAAACCGAUUCACAAUUUUUCAAUAAUUUCAUUUUUUCACUCAAUUAAACACCGAUUUAUCCCCAAUUUCUGGAAUGGUCGCCGGAAAAGUCAAAACGGCAAUGGGAAUGCACAAUUCCCCAGCUCGAUCGAAGCCGCCGCCGAUGCCAACUCCAGAUUCCGCUAAAGGUAAAAAAAGCUCCGCCGCUGGCUUCUCCCGGUCCUUCUUCCCGCGCUCCUCCGCGCAGGUCCAGCCGCGCCCGCCGGACGUCUCCGAGCUGAUCCGGUUAGUCGAGGAGCUGCGCGAUCGGGAGUCGCGCCUCAAGACGGAGCUUCUCCAGCACAAGCUGCUGAAGGAGUCCGUCGCGAUCCUUCCGGUGCUGGAGAGGGAGGUUUCCAGCAAGGAUUGUGAAAUUGAGCGGUUUAGGAAGAAGAUCGAUUGCUUGGAGGUGGAGAAUGAGCAGCUGAGGAAUGAGAACGAGUUCCUGCACAUCGAAUUGACGAAGCAGAAUCGUAAAUACGAAGACAAGAUCAAAUACAUGCAGGCGGAAUUGUGCGAUAUUAAACGCGCCGUCGCCGAGCACGAUGAAACGACGUCGUCUUCUUCUUCAUCUUCUAUGGCGAAUUUCACCAACAAUUUCAACAAAUCGAAUUUCUCAGUGAAGGUUUUGCGCAAAUGCGUAACGCAGAGUAACAUCGCCUCCAAUUUCUGUGAGAGCGUCAACAAGGACGAGUUCAGCGCCGAUGCGCCUCCGCUUUCUCGCUGCGAUUCCGAGGAGAUUCACGAAACUUCAAUCUCGAUUCGAUCCCGAGCGCCGCGGGUUCCGAAACCACCGCCGCGGCCGUCGUCGUCGUCGUCUCAGUCUUCUUCAUCGGUCAAUCACAGCGACGGUUCCCUUUCCGAUUCAGCCGACCGCACAUUGGCGGAGAUAUCCAACAUUCCGGUGAAAUCCGCCGCGCCGCCACCACCUCCUCCUCCGCCUCCGCCUCCGCCAGCACCGUCGAAGGCCGCUGCUCCGCCUCCUCCCCCACCUCCGCCGAAGGGAGUGAAAUCGAAGGCGGCGCCGGCGAAGGUCAGGAGAGUUCCAGAGGUGGUUGAGUUUUACCACUCGCUGAUGCGGAGAGAUUCGAGCUGUAGACGCGAUUCCGGCGUCGGCUCGUUGGCCGGAGCUGCGGCGAAGGAUAUGAUUGGGGAAAUUGAGAACCGUUCUUCACAUUUACUCGCGAUCAAGACAGAUGUGGAGACCCAAGGAGAUUUCAUCAGAUUCUUGAUCAAAGAAGUUCACAAUGCUGCUUUCGUUGACAUUGAAGAUGUUCUCCCAUUUGUUAAAUGGCUUGAUGAUGAGCUCUCAUAUCUGGUUGAUGAGAGGGCUGUGCUCAAGCACUUUGACUGGCCGGAGCAGAAGGCUGAUGCACUGAGAGAAGCUGCAUUUGGCUACUCUGAUUUAAAGAAGCUGGAGUCUGAAGUUUUGUCGUUUCGCGAUGAUCCCAGACAGCAUUGUGGUCCUGCUCUCAAGAAAAUGCAGUCCCUCUUUGAGAAAGUGGAGCACAGUGCUUAUAAUUUGUCGAGGAUGAGAGAAUUGGCUGCGAACCGGUACAAAGUUCAUCAUAUUCCAAUGGACUGGAUGCUCGACACCGGCUUUGUGAGUCAGAUCAAGCUGGCAUCUGUGAAAUUGGCAAUGAAGUACAUGAAGAGAGCUUCGGCAGAACUCGGAAUGGUGGCAGGUGGACCCGAGGAAGAGGAGCUUAUAGUCCAAGGCGUCAAGUUUGCCUUUCGAGUUCAUCAGUUUGCGGGCGGGUUCGAUGUGGAGACGAUGAAGGCGUUUCAAGAACUGAGGGAGAAGUUUCAGUUGUGCCAAAAUCAACACCAACAGAAAUUCGUUUGCAAGUCUCCUUGCUGAUUCUGCAGCAAACUCAGCUUCGGAAAAUGGCUUCAUUUUUUUGUUGUAUAAAGAAUUAAAGAAAUGGAAAUUGAAGAUUUGUGAA
This is a messenger RNA of Salvia hispanica, 2075 nucleotides long. Its product is annotated as protein INCREASED PETAL GROWTH ANISOTROPY 1-like. NCBI's taxonomy places the organism in Eukaryota, Viridiplantae, Streptophyta, Magnoliopsida, Lamiales, Lamiaceae. The record is from RefSeq and is a predicted model, not a curated record. Gene Ontology annotation, cellular component: cortical microtubule. Gene Ontology annotation, biological process: protein localization to cortical microtubule cytoskeleton.